UCAGUUCCUGAUAUUGGUAGAGAGAAGCACUCUAAUAAUGACUGUGGAAGGUUUGCUGGAACGUCUGAAGAGUAAGAAGGACAUUGUAGUAGCAGAAGGAUAUAUUUUUGAAUUUGAGCGCCGAGGCUACUUGAGGGCGGGAUGUUUUGUUCCAGAGGUUGUGCUUAAUCACCCGCAGUUGGUCCGGGCUCUCUAUGAAGAAUUCGUCCAUGCAGGAAGUGAAGUUGUACUUGCUUUUACUUACUACGGGCAUCGAGAAAAGUUGAAACUGAUUAACCGGGAGAAUGACCUGAAAGAACUGAACAUUAAAGCUCUAAAACUUGCCAAAGAAGUUGCUUUAAAGACAGGGACAUUAAUGGCAGGGAAUAUUUGCAACACGACUGUAUUCGAGCGCGGAAACCAAGAAGCAAUUGAUACUGCUAGAAAAAUGUUUAAGGAACAAAUAGAGUGGGCCGUUGAAUGUGGCGCGGACUUCGUUGUAGCAGAGACGUUCAGUGAAUAUGCCGAAGCUGAACUGGCACUACAGUGUAUUAAGCAAUAUGGAAAAGGACUACCAUCAGUGGUGUCCAUUGUUCCCCAUGGUAAAAAUACCACGACAGAUGGACUGACAUUUCCUGAAGCUUGUAGAAAGCUAGAGGAGGCUGGGGCGGAUGUGGUAGGACUCAACUGCUGCAGGGGCCCAAAAACCAUGAUGCCUCUCAUAAAAGACAUAAGAAAAGUUUGCAAGGGACCCAUUUGUAUGCUACCAGUGCCUUAUCGUACCACAACAGAGCAACCCACCAUGCAAUCACUCAAAGAUCCAGAGACAGGAAAGAGUGCAUUUCCGUUUGAUCUACCAGCGUUUGCAUGCAGUCGUACUCAGAUUGCCGAAUUUGCUCGAGAGGCAAAAGAAGUUGGAGUGCAGUACAUCGGUCUUUGCUGUGGAAACGCAGCGCAUUACAUCCGGGUAGUGGCGGAGGAAUAUGGAAGAAGACCCCCAGCAAGCAAAUUCUCGCCGGAUAUGUCAGAGCAUUUUAUCUUUGGGGACAAAAAGCACGUGAAAAGUUACCACGCUACAAGUCUUCUGCCUGAUAUGUAGUACAUGACCUUAACUCAUUAAAUCAAUAAUUUUUAAAGGGUCAAUAUCUA
Molecule: messenger RNA, 1128 nt
Organism: Saccostrea cuccullata (small rock oyster)
Lineage: Eukaryota; Metazoa; Mollusca; Bivalvia; Ostreida; Ostreidae
Product: S-methylmethionine--homocysteine S-methyltransferase BHMT2-like
Exons: 7
Coding region: 38-1078 (346 amino acids)
Molecular function (GO): zinc ion binding; methyltransferase activity
Source: RefSeq, a predicted model, not a curated record